Messenger RNA from Lymnaea stagnalis (great pond snail), 8682 nucleotides. Lineage: Eukaryota; Metazoa; Mollusca; Gastropoda; Lymnaeidae. The record is from the annotation of a GenBank genome assembly.
AUAAAUAUUGUUAUUAUGUGUGAGCAAACAUCUUGUGAUUACGCUAUUUUCAAUCUUAAGAAACACAUUUUCAAGAUACUCGCGUAAUUUAAACAAUAACAAAUGUAAGAAUUGUUGAAUAUUUUUUCAAAAUAUUUUUAAAAUUUCAUUUGGAUGUGACUGUGUUAUUUAAUUUAAAAUUUAAUGUAGGAAUAAGGCCGAAUCUUGUGCAAUAAAUUAAAAUUGUCAACACUACUCACUACUGACACUACUACUCACUACUUCACUACUCUCUCAGACUCUAUACUCUAUAGUGUCUAUAGACACUAUAGUCUACUGACUUAAAAUUAAAAGUUAUUAUUAGGCUUAGGCUUAGGGCUAUUUAAUUAUUAUUAACUUAAUUGGCUCACUUAAUUAAUAAAAUAAGUCAGAAUGAGUAAUCAUUUUUAAUGCCAAUGACAAUGUCAUUAAUGACGUGACGUUACUUUUUCAAGUCAAGUGGACUUAAAUAAAUUUAGAAUAAAAAAUUAACAACUUAACUUAUUACGUAUUAUUUAGUUUUAGGAUAGUAAUUGUCUGCAUUUACCCAUGAAUCUAAAUUUAAAUUUAAAACUUAAAUUUAAAAUAAAAAUUAAUAGCCUUAUACUUAUUUUAUUAGGCCUACUUAUUCUUUAGUUUAGGAUAGUAAUAAUUAAUACUACUAAUAAUAAUUAGACAAGUAGAAAUAGUCCUACUAAUACUUGUUACCUAUACUACUUUAGUUCUAUGUCUCUUGGCUGUUGUGGGUUGUUUUUUUUAAGUUUAAGUUUAAGAGCCAAAAUUUCAGUUCAUAAAUUUCAGGGGCAAUUAUCAACCUACAAUUACAAUGACAAUGAAUAAAGAAUAAAGAGUUUGACUUUUACCCACUUGAGACUUCGACUUCUUACCUUCUUUACUAUGAAACUUAAAACUUGUCAUAGUUUCAAUUUUUGUCUCCCCUUUUUUAUUAAAUUUAAAUUACUAUUCUAGUAACUAGACUAUGGUAUAAUUAAAUUAAAUAGGCUACUGAAAGCUACUGCUUCUAAUCUUCCUAUUUUAUUAAUAUUAUAUUCAAAUUGGACUAAUUAUUAUGACUCUAUAACUUACUUUGAUAAUAGUCAGUUAUAGACCUAAACUUUAUAUACUUUUAUAAGUAGUGUUAGGCCUACUAUUUAAUCUAUAAUUAAUAAUAUAACUAAUAUAGAAAAUACUAAUAAUGGUUACUUAUUAAUUAAAUUUCUUAUACCAUAGAAUGAUAGACCAAGCCUGCACAACUCAAAAUGUAAGGUGGGUGGUAAUACUUUAUGAAACACUUGUGCAGGCUGCAAUACUUUAUGAAAAAAUUGUGCGGACCCAAAGAUAAUAGGACAGGGGCAAAAGCUAUUAAGAAAAUAAUAAAGAAUAUUUCGUUACUUUGCGGGCCGCCAAGUGGGUGCAGGCCUGCCAUAGACAAUAGUAGGCCCCACUAAGACAUGGUUAAAACACAUUAGCCCAGGAAAGAACUAUGAAGAAGCUUAAAUAAAAAUAAUAAUUUUAAAUUGGACUAAGUCCACUGAUCAAUCUAAAUUAUUAAUAUGAGUAGUUAAAUAAAGCAUUAUGAUCAUAUAGAGUUAAUUUAAAACCUAAGUCCUAGUAUUCUAGGAUGCCUCUACACUUAAGUUGUAAAGUACAGACUUAAUCAACCAUUUAUGAUUUUAAACAUAAAAUGAUUUUAUUGCCUCAGCUUUUUGACGUUAUUGUUUAAAUGUUAAAGUUGAUUUGUUUAUUAAUUUUCUUAACUAUUAUCAUCUCAAAUUAAACACAGGUCAUUUGAUGAGUAAUUUUGUUAAUUUAAUGUUUAAACUUCUGUCUGGACACACUGACAUCACAUUCACCCAAAGGGUGAUUGUUUUUUCCAUUGCUUUUAUUUUUUUGGUAAGAGUAAAAGUGCCCGAACACACAGUUGUUUCAAUUAUAAAAAAAUAUACUAAGUUAAAUUCUGCCGAAAAUAGGUGCUGGAAUUCUUUCCAGCGCAUUCUAUGAAGGAGCACUGGUUUUGUCCACCCUUAAUACACAUGAAGUAAAGUUAAUAUUGGUUGCUUCUAUCAAGAAUUUCCCCAUUGAUAACAUUCUCUUCAUGGGGCAGAGCUUUAUGUCCAUAAAAAAAACAUUUCGGUAAAAUAAUAUAAUAUACAAAGUAUCAUUACCUAAGCCCUCAUUAAUAACCAGUGAGAUAGAAUGACCAUUAACUUUGUCAUAAAGUUGAUCUAGAUCUAUUAUAAUUAUGCACAUAAUUAUCAUGCACACCUGAAAUUUCAUUGCACCCCCACCUUUGAGAAAUAUUUGUUAGCUAAAUUAGGCAAUCACCCAACAACAAACUUGAGUUACGGUACACAUUUAAGUUAAGAUAAAUCCUUAGUUUUACUGCUGGCAUGUAGUUUGCUGAAGUAAAAAGUUUCAACCUAUUUUGUGAUUUUUAUUUUUUAAAGACCAAAGUAAAGUUUCUAUAAAGUGAAAUGCUAAAAAUUGUUGUCAACAGAAGCUUCAUAAAUUAGCAAAGGAAAUAUGAUGUAAUGAAUAUGUCAAUAAGCUGGAGAUGAACCAUACAUGCAGAUUGGAAAUACAUUUGUGAUUAAGUUUAAGUGUUAUUCAUAUUCAACAGUAGCUGACUCACCCUGAGUAGUUGUGAUUGUAGAUUAUUGAACUUUGAUAUUUCUAAAGCCUGUGACAUUUUUUAAGAAAAUUUAAAUCUUGGAGCCUCAACGCAGUAUGGCGGCUCAUCUUAAAAUAGCUCCAUCCAGACCACCGCCUCCUAGGGUCACACCAAGAGCUUCAAACAGAACCAUGAGAUCUGUGUCACCGCCCUCAACACUCUUUGAACCCAGCAUUCUCAGCUACAAAGACUUAUUGAAAGUCCACGAUACAGCAUAUCGCUACAUCGCUGCUGGUCUUCAGAAAGAUGAAACCAACCAGGUCAACCAAGCUAUUGAAAGCUACGCCCUGGGACUGGAACUGUUAAACAAGGCUCUAAGGACAAAUGUUGAGACAUUAUCAAGGAGUUCAAGGGAACAGAUAGAUAAGGCAAAGGAUAUACAGAUGAAAAUGAAUAAAACCAAACAGGAAAUUACAUUUAGAUUGCAGACCCUGCAACAAAAUGCAGUGCCUGCCUAUACACACAGUCAUCAGGUAACUGAUAAUUUGAGAACCAGGUUAUCUAAUGUAAUAACAAUUUUUUUUUCCUUAAACUCAGUCUAAUGAAUGAAUACAAAAGGUAUCAAAUUAUUUAUUCAUAUUUAAAUGUAUGAAUCAUGAUUGUGGGUGACAUGUUAAACAUACUAUUAUUUAAAACUAUUGUGAACCACAAGUGUAGAAAGCACACAUGCCAAAAAAAUCAUCCACUUUAAUGAGUCACAGAUUUUCGGAAACAAUAUCAUUAAAAACUGUUGAAUAAGGUAACUUAUUUUUUUAAUGUGCUGGUUUUUAUACCCUAUUGCAUCUCUUUAUUUUCCUCAAGAUCCUAAUGGCGUCUGGUGCGCCACCAUCAUAUGAGGAAGCAUUGAGUGAAAACAAUAAUCCGCCAUCCUAUGAAGAUAAUGAACUGGCAGCAUUAGGGGAGAGCUUGAUGCGGCGAGAGCUAAGCACCACCCGUCUUUCUAACGCCAUUAGUCUGUACCAUAUACCAGAUGGUGUCCAGCUGUUUUAUAUUUCUCCAGAGGGAUUUGUUAGUGCCCCGUCUUAUCCAACGGCACUGCAUAUUCUAAGGCUUGAAGAUGUUCCUCACACUCAGGGACCUAAUGGAGAGAGUGCACCAUGUUUUAUGCAUGUGAGACAUUUAGUAUUGUUUUGUUUAAAAGAUUUAAACAUUUGUAAUUUGCAAGCAUAUAUGAUGAAACCUUAAAAAAAAAAUUAGAACUCGUGUAAACAACAGUUUUUUUUAAAGAUCAGUUUUCAUUAAAUUCUGAAUCUAUACUUAUUUGAUAAUAAAUAUUUUACCAAAUUAAAAAAUAUGCUAUCAAAUAAUAAUAAUAAAUGUGAACCUUGGUGUCAUCAGAAAAUGUUUGCUUUGUCAUAAAGAGUUUUCUUCAAAUUUAUCAUUUUAUUUAAUUUUUUUUUGUCUCUAAGAGAGAGGCAAUCGGCAUAGUUUUUCAUUAUUUUUUCAAACAUUUUUUAUUGUAUUUUUUUUUUUUACCUUCCAUCAUGAUCAGCCUCAUCUUGCCUGUAUACAGGUAGGUGAUUGGAUGUAUCCUUUCAUACCAGGGACAUCACCCGCUUUCCACACUAGUUAUGGUGCCUAUAUUUUUCCAGAUACCAUGGCUGCAUCAGGUUAGUAGUAGUUAUUGCGCUGCCUUUUUUUUUGUUCUAAAAUUUAUAAUUUUAUUUAAUUUUUUUUUGUCUCUAAGAGAGAGGAAAUCGGCAUAUUUUUUCAUUAUUUUUUCAAACAUUUUUUAUUGUAUUUUUUUUUUUUUACCUUCCAUCAUGAUCAGCCUCAUCUUGCCUGUAUACAGGUAGGUGAUUGGAUGUAUCCUUUAAUACCAGGGACAUCACCAGCUUUACACACUAGUUAUGGUGCCUAUAUUUUUCCAGAUACCAUGGCUGCAUCAGGUUAGUAGUAGUUAUUGAGCUGCCUUUUUUUUUGUUCUAAAUGGUUAUGGUUGAGAAGAUUAACUUAUCUUUUAAACAGAAAUAUGCUAGCUGGUCAGUUUAAAUGUGAAUGAAUUUUAAAAUUAGCCAAGUCUCACAAUUGGACAAUUGCAAAAAGUUGUGACCUUUUCUGAUCUUACAAUAAAGGCUGUGUUUACUCCCUGUCUGUAUCUAAGCAUCCUAAUUUUGAAAUAUUGCAUGCAAUCUUAAUUUAGGUUCAGCUGUUGGCCUGUUGCUGCCAGACAAUUUACCAGCUGAAGAGAGCAGGAAAUUUGAAGACCUUCUUAGGUCUUUAACCAUGCUUGAAGAGCAGACACCUGAACAGUUGACUGAUCAGGUACUUAGUAUAGACGUUUACCAUGGUUUUUGUUGGUGAAUAGCCUUUCAAUGGCUUCGGACAUAUUUUGUGUAUUAAAUGUGUCAAAACAUAGAUUCUUUUAAAAAAAUUUAAUCUUUAUAAGAAUAAACACCAUUAUUUUAUAAAGAUUAAUUUAAACCAAUGUUUGCAUUUUUGCCAUUAGAAAUACAUAGAGCAGUAAGACUACAAGAACUGGUACAUAGAAUACCUUGACCACGAGACUUGGGGCAUAGAAUAGCAUAUAACCUAUAAAUACUACACAUAAAUACCUACACAUAAACUCCUACAUCUAAAUGCACAUAAAAACCUGCUUUCUGUUUUAUGGUGCCCCAUAUGAAUACUUACACAUAUAAAUAUCAAACGCCUUCUUUAUGAUUUAUUGCACCCUAUGAAAUUUUAAUUUCCUGUCUGCUGUUUACUUCCUUAGAUGCACGAUAUGGCCCCAGAUGAUGCAGCAGAUGUAGUUUCUAAAGGCAUCCUCAAUGGUUAGUUUCAAUAAGUCUCUUCAUCAACUUUCAGGAAUUUCUAUGUUCCAAAAAUUUCUUUGGUUACAUAUUUUUUUUUAAAGAUUUUUUUAAAAAAUCCUUCACUUGGUAUUCUAAUGAGUGUAUAAAUUAAACGGAGAAAGUAACAUUUAAAAAACUGGUAAUGGUAAUUAUUCAUUUUAUUUUUAAUAAUAUCGUCACAUUUCUUUUUUUUUUUACACUUCUUGAAUUGUAAUCUAGUAAAAUAAUUAAUUUCAGCUGCUAACUUUCUGGCAUGGGGAAUGGAGAAAGGAGCUGAGAAAGCCUCUCAUCUAUUAAAAAUGGGUUCUGAAAAAAUCAGAGAGAACACAAUCAAGUGCACACAAUCUCACACAAUAGAUCCUAAUAUACAAAAAGGAUUCUACUACGCCAGGCAAGCUACUGAGGGGGCUGUAAAAGUCACAGGCUACAUAGGUUUGUGUGCUUCUGUGUGUGUGUGCUGCCUUUGCGGUAAAGUUGUGGUAAAGAUUUAUCGAGCAAAGUUAGUUCAAAGAUAAUAACACAUAAUUUGCUUUAAAUCUCACCAGUUAAUGUCGGCAGCCCUCAUAAGUGUGUUUUUGAGAUGUAAUAUUACUUUAGGAAUACUGGCCGCUGACUCCCAAUAUAUUCCACUGGAUUCUUCCUCAGACUUAAAUUUUUUGGUUGUGCGUCAGGAUAUAUCAGCAUUGAAUUACAAACUGAUAAAUAAUAUAAUUUUAGCCUCAAGGCAAUGGGUGGGGUCUGUUGUGUUUUUAUAUUACAAUUACAGCUGAGAAUUCAUUAUUGUGGGGGGAUAUUUUAUAAAAUCUGAAAGUGAACUGCAGAAAUCAAUAAACCAGACCUGUUUACUCUUACGAUUUUGGAGUACAAUGUAUGAUUUUGAGGUGUAUACAUUAUAUAUACUGUAUGUUUAUUUUUUGCUGUUAAGAUAAUGCAUUGAACAAUUUUGUGAUGAUAUUGUAUGAUUUUAAGAGUUUGAGGCUAAACAGCUGUGAUAAACUGAAACCAUUUUUUUCUUAUUAUUAUUUUAUCCAUUUUUAAAGUCAACAAGCUCGGGGAGGCCACUGUACAUUUAGCGAAGGAGUUAGCCCCUCAUAUUCGCAAACAAGGUGCUAAAAUACUGCCUAAAUCUUUAACAAGUGAUGGCCAAGAAGGUCGCUCUACCCUAGAUGGUGCUAUACAUAUAGCUGCAACCAGCAUGAAAGGUGUGUACGUUUUUAAAAUCAUUCACUUAAAUUUAAAUAACAUCCACAUUUUUUAAAAUUUUUAUUCCAUGCUUGUGCUGAUAAAGUUAUUUAAUAUUUUCUCUGACAUUGCUGAUUUAUCUGAACUGAGAUUCUGAUUCUGAUAGGCUAUGUUGCUGCAACCAAGAACUAGCUUAGGUGCAACGGUUUAGGAAACGAUGUGGCUAUCCUAACCGCUCCUAGCCGGUACCAGGGCAGCCUUGAAACUCUUGAUUUGACUCGAUUCAGCGGCGGCAUUGUUCAAGUGGUUCCAAGCAAUUAUUGUUUGUGGGGAGAAUGAUUGUUUAUUUUGAACUGUGUUACACUGAGGCACAGUGAAGCAUUUACAAUUGUUCUGGAUGUAAUUGCUUACGGGGUUGUCAGAGGUGAAGUCAGUGUUUAUUGAGCGUUUGGCUCUGAGCAAGCCUGAUUAGACUGAUCAUUCUGGGAUUGGAAUAGGAAAUAUCUGCAGAUCUUCUUAAAUUAUAACAUGGAACCUGUAAGAACUUGUUUUAGUUUAAUAUGAUAGUGGAUUGUGACAACAGCUGUCAAAGUUGGUUUGGUGUCAGGAGGAACGCAAAAGUUGGCUUGGUGUCAGGAGGAACGCAAGAGGCCCUUUUAAUGACAUGCCCUUCCAGCUUAACUUUAGCUUGUCUCCCAUGGUCAGUUAUAAUGUUGAGCUUAAUAAUCUGAACAAAUUUUUAACCCAAAAAAUUUAUUUUUAAAUCAACAAAAAAACAAAAACAACAAAAUUUUGUGAGCAAGGCAUUGAGUAAUCUAAUAUACAUUAUUCAUUAUGUUAGCAUGUUGUUAUGUUUCAUGGCCCACUUUCAGGAUUUGGCACGGUCUACACGGGUCUAGAGUCUGCGGCCAGGAGCCUGGGUAGGAGUUUAGUCUCAGAGACUGUUGAGAUAGUCCAUCACAAGUAAGUGUUUUCUUUGACAAGUCGUGAAUGGGGAACUCAUGUGUGGGAUUCAGGAUGUCACCCUUGCAAUGGUUGUAAAUAAAUAAAAAAAAUAAAGCUGCUUUAUUUCUCCAUCAUUUUGAAUGAUCAUGAAAUGAUCAUGAAACACAAUUUGACGGACAUAUGGUUAAAGUCUUACACUUUAAGAAAUGUAUGUUCUUUAAUUGUUUGACCCUUACUGCACAUAUUAGACAGUUUUGAAGAUGUUCUUUCUGUCAGCUAAUUAAACUGUUAAUUGUAAGUAUUACACAAGCUUGAUAUCAGCCGGGGCAAAGGCAUCAAGUCUCUCCCAUCAUUUCUACAUACUAUUCUCUUGUUUUUGUGCUAGUGAAAUUGUUUGUUUUUUAUAAAAAGGUCUUCAAAUGCUUUUCUAACUGUAAUAUCCAUCAGGUUCGGGGAGCAGGCGGCUGGCGUGACCGAGAACACAUUAUAUGCUGCUGGAAACGUGGCCAUGGCUACUCACUAUAUCAACACCCUGGGCGUGAAGGCACUUGCAAAAAGUGCCGCCAGGGAAACUGGGAAAGCUAUGAUAGAAAACUUGUCUCAGAAUCUUCCAAGUGGCAGUGUGCCAGGGGAUGAUGACUAUGAUGAGGAUGGUAGAAGGAAGAAGGAAAAAGAUUCAGAGCUAUAGAUAACAAUAUGACAAAAAAGGAGCCAAUGCAAGAAGUGUGCUUAAGAAACUGGUUUUAGUUUUGGGACUUCCAUACAAAGGUUAUCAAUCAACAACUGUUUUAGUAGAUUACAUCCUCCCAUCACCUGGUCUUUGUAAGCUGAAUGAGAUUACACUUUCCCAUUACCAGGUCACCUUCAAGUGUUUUAACUUGCAGUAAGUAGACAUGCUUGUCAAUCUUAAUUUGUAGAGUUGUUGCCAGAUUGUAGAACAUCCUUAUUUAUUUGUUUAAGAUAGCCGAGAGCAGGUCACCAAAUUUUGGAAAUUUGAUUCAGUGAUUCACAUUUAUUUAUUUAUUUUUUUUUUUUUUUGUUCAGUUUCAGGCAAGAAUUAAACACAUUUUUAUU